GGGUAGAAAGCUCUGGGUUUGCGACUGUAGCUUUCGCUUUCCGGCCAAAACCCACAGAGGUGUCUGAAGGCUGGUUGAGGUGGUGUGGCCCAAGGCAGCUUCCGGAAUUUCUGAGCAGCCCUGGUCACUACAAGAUGGACCCUGUAGUCUUGAGUUAUAUGGACAGUCUACUGCGCCAAUCAGAUGUCUCACUAUUGGAUCCUCCAAGCUGGCUCAAUGACCGUAUUAUUGGGUUUGCCUUUGAGUACUUUGCCAACAGGCAGUUUCAUGACUGCUCUGACCAAGUCUGCUUCAUCAGUCCUGAAGUUACCCAGUUCAUCAAGUGCACUAGCAGUCCAGUAGAGAUUUCAAUGUUCCUUGAACCCCUGGACCUCCCCCACAAGAGAGUUGUAUUUUUAGCCAUCAAUGAUAAUUCCAACCAGGCAGCUGGGGGAACCCAUUGGAGUUUGCUGGUUUAUCUCCAAGAUAAAAAUAGCUUUUUUCAUUAUGAUUCCCAUAGCAGAAGCAACUCAGUCCAUGCAAAACAGGUAGCAGAGAAAUUGCAGGCUUUCUUAGGCAGAAAAGGAGACAAACUGGCCUUUGUGGAAGAGAAAGCCCCUGCUCAACAAAACAGCUAUGACUGUGGGAUGUACGUGAUAUGUAACACUGAGGCCUUGUGCCAGAACUUCUUUAGACAACAACCAGAAUCACUAUUGCAGCUACUCACUCCUACAUAUAUCACAAAGAAGCGGGGAGAAUGGAAAGAUCUCAUUGCCAGACUUGCUAAAAAUUAGCUGUUGUAUAUUUGUGACUUUUGAAGCCUCUUCUUUCUGUCUGUCCCUAUUUUUUGGAUGGCUGCAAUCUCAGUGCCUGAGGGAAGAUGCCUGGUAGAGGCAAGCUUAGGAUUCUUACUUUUUCUUGAAAGAAUGCCAUCCUCUACAUUAUCCUAACGGAAAGUUUCAUUUUAAUCCUACCUUGAAAACACUAUAUUCUGUGAAGUUAUCCACCAAAACCUUAAAAGCAAGCUAUUUUAACAUUUAUUAAUUCCCUUUUGGUCUCCCUUAGCCACAUUGUCUUAUUCCAAAGAAAAAGCAGUGAUCUGUAAAACAAAUUAAGAAUAUGUGAAAUCCAGAGGGACGCAAGAAGAAAACUAUAGAAGAAUCAAAAACUUAACUGCACAGUCCACUGGUUGGACACAGAUCAAGACCUAACCUAAUUCAAGAUCUAGAUAUGAGAAUCAGUUAUUCACUUCUGUGAUCUCUAUUCCUUUCACCAUUCAAAGCUUCCCUGGCUAUCAGCCUACCCUCUGCAAAGAUUUGAUAAAGAUAGUGUUAGCCCAUCCUCCAUCUGAUUCCUGGAUGCUUUAUGAAAGGGGGAAUUGAGUAACUUCAUUAAAUUAAAUGGCUCUGGUAGACUGCUUAGUUUUCUCAGUGAGUGGUUAAUUUGCUACUCUGGAUUGAUAAUAGCUUUCGUUAACCAUGUCUGUUAG
Messenger RNA from Molossus molossus (Pallas's mastiff bat), 1468 nucleotides. RefSeq names its product SUMO peptidase family member, NEDD8 specific (gene SENP8). The record is from RefSeq and is a predicted model, not a curated record. Gene Ontology annotation, biological process: proteolysis. The transcript has 2 exons. Gene Ontology annotation, molecular function: cysteine-type peptidase activity; deNEDDylase activity. NCBI's taxonomy places the organism in Eukaryota, Metazoa, Chordata, Mammalia, Chiroptera, Molossidae. The coding region runs from base 135 to 773 and encodes 212 amino acids.